This is a messenger RNA of Saccharomyces mikatae IFO 1815, 3342 nucleotides long. RefSeq names its product karyopherin KAP123 (gene KAP123). The coding region runs from base 1 to 3342 and encodes 1113 amino acids. NCBI's taxonomy places the organism in Eukaryota, Fungi, Ascomycota, Saccharomycetes, Saccharomycetales, Saccharomycetaceae. The transcript has a single exon. Gene Ontology annotation, cellular component: nucleus; cytoplasm. Gene Ontology annotation, molecular function: small GTPase binding; nuclear import signal receptor activity. The record is from RefSeq and is a predicted model, not a curated record. Gene Ontology annotation, biological process: protein import into nucleus.
AUGGAUCAACAAUUUCUAAGUCAACUUGAACAGACUUUGCACGCUAUUACUUCUGGUGUAGGUUUGAAAGAGGCCACAAAAACCUUGCAAUCUCAAUUUUACACCCAGCCUACAACUUUGCCAGCUUUGAUUCACAUUUUGCAGAAUGGAUCGAAUGACUCGUUGAAACAAUUAGCAGGUGUUGAAGCUAGAAAGUUGGUUUCCAAGCAUUGGAAUUCCAUUGAUGAAUCCACUAGAGCCUCCAUCAAAACUUCUCUUCUACAAACCGCGUUUAGUGAACCAAAAGAAAAUGUACGUCAUUCUAAUGCUCGAGUAAUCGCUUCUAUUGGUACUGAAGAGUUGGACGGUAACAAAUGGCCAGAUCUAGUCCCUAACUUGAUCCAAGCUGCUUCCGGUGAAGAUAUACAAACAAGACAAACUGCUAUUUUUAUUUUGUUUUCCUUGCUUGAAGAUUUCACUUCUUCUCUAACUGGUUACGUUGAUGACUUCUUGACUUUAUUUUCCCAAACUAUUAAUGAUCCUGCUUCUUUGGAAAUUAGAUCAUUAUCUGCCCAAGCUUUAAAUCACGUCUCUGCUUUGAUUGAAGAACAAGAAACUAUCAAUCCUGUCCAAGCUCAAAAAUUUGCUGCUUCCAUUCCUUCUGUUGUCAACGUUCUAGAUGCCGUUAUCAAGGCCGAUGACACUAUGAACGCCAAACUGAUCUUUAACUGUCUAAAUGAUUUCCUGUUAUUGGACUCUCAAUUAACCGGCAACUUCAUUGUUGAUCUUAUCAAACUUUCUCUACAAAUUGCCGUUAACAAUGAAAUUGAUGAAGAUGUUAGAGUUUUUGCUCUCCAGUUUAUCAUUUCUUCAUUGUCUUACAGAAAAUCAAAGGUUUCUCAAAGCAAAUUGGGCCCAGAAAUUACUAUGGCUGCGUUGAAGGUUGCUUGUGAAGAAAUUGAUGUGGACGAUGAGUUAAAUAACGAAGACGAAACAGGGGAAAAUGAGGAAAACACUCCUUCUUCUUCUGCUAUCAGACUGUUAGCUUUUGCUUCCUCCGAACUACCACCAUCCCAAGUUGCAUCCGUUAUUGUUGAACACAUUCCAGCUAUGUUACAAUCUGCAAAUGUUUUCGAAAGAAGAGCCAUCCUUUUGGCUAUCUCUGUUGCUGUGACUGGUUCUCCAGACUAUAUUUUGUCUCAGUUUGACAAAAUUAUUCCCGCCACUAUUAAUGGUUUAAAGGAUGCUGAACCGGUUGUUAAAUUAGCUGCUUUAAAGUGUAUUCAUCAAUUAACAACUGAUCUACAAGAUGAAGUAGCCAAGUUCCACGAAGAAUAUCUACCAUUGAUCAUUGAUAUUAUUGAUUCUGCUAAAAACAUUGUCAUUUACAACUAUGCAACUGUUGCUCUAGACGGUCUGCUUGAAUUUAUCGCAUAUGAUGCUAUUGCCAAGUAUUUGGAUCCUUUGAUGAACAAAUUAUUUUAUAUGUUGGAAAGUAAUGAAUCGUCUAAGUUGAGAUGUGCUGUUGUUUCUGCAAUUGGUUCUGCUGCUUUUGCAGCUGGUUCCGCUUUCAUUCCAUACUUCAAAACCAGUGUUCACUAUUUGGAGAAAUUUAUUCAAAAUUGUUCCCAGAUUGAAGGUAUGAGUGAAGAUGAUAUUGAAUUAAGAGCUAACACUUUUGAGAAUAUUUCUACCAUGGCUAGAGCCGUUAGGUCGGAUGCUUUUGCUGAAUUUGCCGAGCCUUUAGUAAAUUCUGCCUACGAGGCCAUCAAGACAGAUUCUGCUAGGUUGAGAGAAUCUGGUUAUGCAUUCAUUGCGAACUUGGCUAAAGUUUACGGUGAGAAUUUUGCUCCGUUCUUGAAAACCAUUUUACCAGAAAUCUUUAAAACAUUGGAAUUAGAUGAGUACCAAUUCAACUUUGACGGUGAUGCAGAAGACUUAGCUGCCUUUGCAGAUUCUGCUAAUGAAGAAGAACUACAGAAUAAAUUCACUGUGAACACCGGUAUUUCCUAUGAAAAGGAAGUUGCCUCUGCAGCAUUGUCUGAAUUAGCACUGGGUACUAAAGAACAUUUCUUGCCAUACGUUGAACAAUCUUUAAAAGUUUUGAAUGAACAAGUUGAUGAGUCUUACGGUUUAAGAGAAACUGCUUUAAAUACUAUUUGGAAUGUUGUUAAAUCUGUCCUAUUGGCUUCUAAAGUGGCACCAGAAAGCUAUCCAAAAGGCAUUCCAGCUUCUUCAUAUGUAAAUGCCGAUGUUCUAGCCGUCAUUCAAGCUGCCAGGGAAACUUCCAUGGGUAAUUUGAGUGAUGAAUUUGAAACUUCAAUGGUUAUUACUGUUAUGGAGGAUUUUGCCAAUAUGAUCAAACAAUUUGGUGCAAUUAUAAUCAUGGAUAACGGCGACUCUUCCAUGUUAGAAGCUUUGUGUUUGCAGGUUUUAAGUGUCUUGAAAGGUACACAUACUUGUCAAACCAUUGACAUUGAAGAAGACGUUCCAAGAGAUGAGGAAUUAGACGCUUCUGAAACUGAAGCCACCUUGCAAGAUGUUGCCUUAGAAGUACUUGUCAGUUUAUCUCAAGCUUUAGCUGGUGAUUUUGCCAAGGUUUUCGAUAACUUCAGACCAGUUGUUUUCGCAUUGUUCCAAUCUAAAUCUAAGAACAAGAGAUCCUCCGCCGUUGGUGCAGCCUCUGAAUUAGCUUUGGGCAUGAAAGAACAAAAUCCUUUUGUUCAUGAAAUGCUAGAAGCUUUAGUUAUAAGAUUGACCAGCGAUAAGUCUUUAGAAGUUAGAGGUAAUGCUGCUUACGGUGUUGGCCUAUUAUGCGAAUAUGCGUCUAUGGACAUAACAGCCGUCUAUGAACCUGUUUUGAAGGCCCUUUACGAGUUACUAAACGCUGCUGACCAAAAGGCUUUGGCAGCUGAAGAUGACGAAGCCACCAGAGAGAUUAUUGACAGGGCCUAUGCUAAUGCUAGCGGAUGUGUGGCUAGAAUGGCUUUGAAAAAUAGUGCCUUAGUCCCACUAGAACAAACUGUUCCAGCAUUAUUAGCACAUUUGCCACUGCACACUGGUUUUGAAGAAUACAAUCCAAUUUUUGAGUUGAUAAUGAAAUUAUACCAGGAAAACAGCCCUGUUGUCACAAAUGAAACUCCAAGAAUUAUUGAGAUUUUCAGUGCUGUAUUUACUAAAGAGAACGAUAGAAUCAAAUUAGAAAAGGAAUCUACUUUAGGUAGAGAAGAAAAUAUGGAAAGAUUGAAGCAAUUCCAAACGGAAGAAAUGAAGCUUAAGGUCAUUGAAUUAUUAAAAUACCUGAACACCACUUAUAACGGAAUCGUUGCUCAAAAUCCAGUUUUAUCUGCCGUAAUUGCGUGA